Messenger RNA from Cokeromyces recurvatus, 289 nucleotides. RefSeq lists its product as uncharacterized. Lineage: Eukaryota; Fungi; Mucoromycota; Mucoromycetes; Mucorales; Mucoraceae. The transcript has 2 exons. The record is from RefSeq and is a predicted model, not a curated record. The coding region runs from base 22 to 201 and encodes 59 amino acids.
GUCUUGUCUUCUUUGUAUUUGAUGGGCCUCCAUUUGUUCAGUUUUUCUUUGAUAGCAUCGUUCUUAUUUGGUCUCUUCUUUCUUUUCUUCUUUUGUUUCUUCUUUUUCUACCUCUUCUUGUUUCUCCUACUUCGAUUAUGUUUGGUGUCGCCGUUUAUAAGCAUAUUGACCAUAGUUUCUUGCGCUUUUUGCCUCCCUUGAUAAAGUUGGAAGCGUUUUUUUUGCAGUACUGGGAUUGUAAAAGUUGAAUAAAGUAUUUAUGUUAUCAAACAGAUAUUGAACAUAAUCU